AUUUCGGACAGGGUCAUUAUUUCAGAUUACGGGCCAAAAAAAUAUUUUUUACGAAUAUUAUUAUUAUUAUUAGUCAUUACAUGCAUACCACAUAGUUUAUAUCGUCACAAAAACGCAUCAAUUCCUAACUAAUUUUGUAUCAAUGAUAUGUUUUGAAAUUUGACAUAUAAAUUAAAAAUUUAUCUUAAAAUUUAAUAAACAACCCGGGCAUCGAACGGGCACAAAACUAGUAAUUUAUAAUCUGCUACAAUUCCGAAGUGUCGUUAGCGCUGCUAGUCAAAGUCAAGUAUUACAUACUAAGGGUGAACCAUACAUUGAUAACUUUAUAUGCAUAUAUACUCAAACUAGCUAAUGUUAAUUUACAACACUAGGAAGCUGCAUAUGAGCUUGAUAACUUGAAAAAAAAAAAAAAAAAAAAAACACACACACAAUGAAAUCCACAAGAUUAUACAUAAGAAUAAUACUAGUUAUAUUUCCCGUUACUAUAAUCUUGUUUGCCAUUCCUACAAAUUGUCAGCCUAAAUUUCAAGCCUAUACAUGCGGGGAUCUCAUAGUAAAUUACACCAAAAGCAGUCCAACUUACAAACAAAAUCUCCACACUCUUCUAUCCUCUAUAGCUUCGAAUCCUCGAAUCAACUAUGGCUUUUAUAACCUUUCAGUUGGCCAAAAACUCGACAAAGUUUAUGGAGUCGCUCUAUGUAGGGGCGACGUUCCUACCUCCAAUUGCAAGACCUGCGUUGAUUAUGCGGCAGCUAGGAUUGGCUUACAUUGUCCUAGCUAUAACUCUGCUAUCGGAUGGUACGAUGAGUGUAUGAUUCGUUACUCGGAUACUGACAUAUUUAAGGGGGAGAUGUCUCAACCACGGUAUAAUUUGACACGUCCUAUAGAGGCAUCCGAUCCCAAGGGGUUCAACUCGACGAUAUCAAACUUGAUGAAGAAGUUGGCUUAUAAGGCUGCUUCAGGGGAUUUUCGUCGCAAAUAUGCUACGGGAGAAGUUAAUGUUACUAGAAAUUUCAAGGUAUAUGCACUCCUACAGUGCAUACCAGACUUGGAGGAAUAUGACUGUUUGAAUUGUCUAAAUCUUAUCAUUAAUUAUACCAUUUCUGAUUGUUGCUACGGCAAGGAAGGGGCUAGAGCUGGUGGUCCAACGUGUAACCUUAGAUACGAGAACUACCAAUUUUACAAGUCUGUUGUUGCGCUACCACCACUUCUACCACCCUCAACACCGUCUCCAUCCACUAUCAUCACAACGCCAAAAGGAAGAAGAAGCAAGAGGUCUAGACUUGCCAUGAUAGUUAUCAUCCCCAUCUUCACGAUUUUAGUAGUGGUAAUAUUUAUCAGCUGCUACUUAAAAAGAAGAGGAAGGCCAUUGCAGAAAGUUGAAAGCGAAGAGGCUGAAGAUGAUUACAAAAUGAUUGAGUCAUUGCAAUUGGAAUUUGGCACUGUUAAAGCUGCAACAAAUAACUUCUCCAAUUCUAACAAGCUAGGCCAUGGGGGUUUUGGUACCGUUUACAAGGGUAGACUUCAAAAUGGACAAGUAAUAGCAGUAAAGAGAUUGACCACAAGUGCAGGACAAGGUGAAAAGGAAUUCAAAAACGAGGCCUUAUUAGUAGCUAAGCUUCAACACAAAAACUUGGUGCGAUUUCUUGGUUUUUGCCUCGCGAAAGAGGAAAGACUCUUGAUCUAUGAAUAUUUACCCAACAAAAGCCUCGAUCAACUCCUUUUUGAUCCUAUCAAGAGCAAGUAUCUAGACUGGGAAAAGCGCUACAAAAUUAUAGGCGGAAUUGCUCGUGGACUACUUUACCUGCACGAAGAGUCUCGAUUGUUAGUUGUCCACCGUGAUAUCAAAGCAGGAAAUGUGCUCUUAGAUGCAGAGAUGAACCCAAAAAUUUCAGAUUUUGGUGUUGCGCGUUUGUUUGGAGCAGAUCAAUCUCAUGUGUACACAAGUAAAAUUGCUGGAACUUGUGGAUAUAUGCCUCCGGAGUAUGUUAUUCAUGGAAAUUUCUCGAUCAAGUCCGAUAUAUACAGUUUUGGAGUGCUAGUACUAGAAAUCAUAAGCGGCCAAAAGGUCAGCAGGUUUUCACAAGCACAUAAUGGAGAUAGCCUUCUAAGCUUUGCUUGGAGAAAUUGGUCCGAAGGAAAUGCGAUGAAAUUGGUGGAUCCAACCAUUUCAGCUAUACAUACAAAUGAAGUCCUAAGAACCAUACACAUUGCGUUGUUAUGCGUCCAAGAGAAUGCAACACAAAGGCCAAUCAUGUCGUCUGUUGUUCUAAUGCUAAAUAGCUAUUCUAUCACUCUUCCAGUAUCCUCGCGGCCUGCUUUUUUGAUGCAGAAUGAUUUGGACUCCGAAUGUGAUAUGCCGCAUCCUGAUGAUUCCACCGACAAGGCCUCCCCUUCAACGUUUGAUGCUCGAGACUAUGUGCAAGAAGAUCAAAACUAAAAACUAAAAAGCAAGUCCAUCCUGAUUGUAAUAAGGUGGUGAACUGAAUGUUCUUUGUUAGCAGCAAACAUCAUAACGUAAAUUCUUCAGCUGCGCUACUCUAGUUUCGACAGUACAUCAACUCAACUUCAAAUUCGUAGAGUUACAUAUCAUAUAUUUUCAUGCAAUUGAACAUUUUUACUUCUAUGCUUCACCCAAUUUUUACAUGUAUGAUCCAACGAAAUGAUGUUAGUGUAUGUGUUACAUUGUUGUUAUUAUAAAAUAUGUGUGAUUAUCUUGUCUUCAUGAUUAAAGCAACACAUAAUCUUUAGACUUGAUUAUUUAUGCCCCUUGAGUAGUAGAACGAAAUAACAACUCAUAUACGAACAACUAAGGGGUCGAGCUUGGUUUCAAAAAAAAAAAAAAAAAAAAAAAAAAACUAAGGGUCGAGCUACAUACAAUUGAUACAAAUACACAUUUAUUUCCUUAUUACACCUUAGUAUAGGGGUAUAAAGUUGGCAAUGCAUUAUUAACAAUUAGCUUGAGCCAUAUAUACACAAUGAAUAGCUUUUUUUUUUUUUUUGGUAGAAGAGAAGCUUAAAUUAAGUAGUUAACCAGUCAACAAGUUUACAUCCCUUAGGCCGCAGCCUAAUUUAAUUACAACUAACACCACCAUUAGCUAAGGUGGCCGGAUUCAAAAGGGGUGUACUAGCACUCAAAUUAGAGUUACUGUUCUGAUCAGAUAAGAGUUUGCUACCAAAAGAUACGCUACUGCUAUUACAAAAGUCAACUUCU
This is a messenger RNA of Chenopodium quinoa (quinoa), 3214 nucleotides long. RefSeq names its product cysteine-rich receptor-like protein kinase 15. The record is from RefSeq and is a predicted model, not a curated record. The transcript is spliced from 7 exons. Bases 431 to 2440 code for a protein of 669 amino acids. Gene Ontology annotation, molecular function: ATP binding; protein kinase activity. NCBI's taxonomy places the organism in Eukaryota, Viridiplantae, Streptophyta, Magnoliopsida, Caryophyllales, Amaranthaceae. Gene Ontology annotation, biological process: protein phosphorylation.